UUCGGAGCGCUGCUCCUUCAUCAGGUGGUUGUGCUUUGUACACCCCAGUCCAACACCGGCAUCUCCAAAUCAUGACGACCAACACUAGGAGACAACAGAGAGCCAACAAAACCCUCAGCUCUACCCUUCAACUGAUCUGCCUGGUUCAUGGUGAUCAACUGUUGAAGCACUACCAUGUUCUCCUCUGAAAGGUUGGCCUGUUGGGUGGUUCUUGACCUUGCUGGCCUCUGCCCUUCCCUGGCCUGGCAUAGCUUGGCCUGUCCAGGCCCAGGCCGCCCUGCCUCUCUGGCGCCCUCCAGUUGUUGCCCCGCCAGUUGCAGUCUCUGAGCCGCGAGCCUUUACUUCCUGUUUUUUGCCGGCGCUCGAGCUGCCUGUUUUGUCCCUCAGAGCUUCUGCUGCUUCUUUUCUCGGCUGUUUUUUUGUCUCCGAGACCUCGGGAUCUGAUGGAUUUCACGUAGUUGGGUUGAUCGACGCCAUCUUUUCCGUGUUCCCGAGUUUGACUUUGGUGAUUUAUUAUAUUUUAAUUCCCCGCCGCCUCUCUGUUUUUGUUCCCUUCUGUUUGUAUUCCUCUGGCUGGACCAUGGCUGCUGCCUUCGAGCGGCCAACUUUCUGCUGCUGCCGGAAAGUUGUGACCGGCUCCGCCAAGAGCGAGAGGUUGAAUUCGUCCCGGGACUGCCCUGUCGACAUCGCAUCCGCCUCCAACUUCCAGCAUUUCCAGAUCCAGCAUUUCCACCUGGAGUUGGACAUUAACUUCCCGAGCCGGGAGAUCCAGGCGGUGGAGGUGCUGGACUUGGUGUGCCUGCAGCCCGACACCCAGAGCCUGGUCCUGGACUCGCACCAGUCGCUGCACAUCCGCUCGGUCAACGCUAAAUGUCGGUGCAACUCGGGCGAAAACAGCUGGCCCCUGAGUCACCGCCUCGACCCUUUCACCGAGUACGGCUCCUCUCUCGUGAUAAACCUGCCGGCUGCCAUCAAACCUCUCAGCAACUUUCAGAUCAUCAUCAGGUACACUACAGCCGAUGGGCCGGCGGUAAGUCCUCCUCCAACUUCUUCAGGUUGGACGCUUUUAAACAGAAACUGAGCUCCAAACUCACCCCCACCUUGUCAGACCCAUGGAGGGUAUUAAGUACUUAACAUUCAUGCACUUAUGGCGUUACAGUUUAACUGUGCAAAUUAUAAAUCCCAGCCGAAAAGAAUUACAAGAUUUAAGGCUGACUUGUUUUACUGUACGAUUAACUUCACUCAGUGUCUCGGUUUGGAUAACUAGAAGUCUCCAUGUUUCCUGCUCAGCCUUUUUUUUCUGCAGGUGCUGUAGUGUCCUGAGAUGGAUUCUUCCACUAAGUUGAGAGACAGAGCAGUUUGGGAAAAUUUGAAUUU
Messenger RNA from Chiloscyllium plagiosum (whitespotted bambooshark), 1377 nucleotides. NCBI's taxonomy places the organism in Eukaryota, Metazoa, Chordata, Chondrichthyes, Orectolobiformes, Hemiscylliidae. The record is from RefSeq and is a predicted model, not a curated record.